CACACUCAUAUAUUGCGAAGUCGAGUACAGGGCCACGGGACAGAACGCACAACCUAGACUACGACGAGGAAAUUCUGUCUCCGGCAUGGAGAUCCAUGCUCGACAUGGCUGGCUUCAACAAAUAUUUACAUGGGAAACGGCCUGGUUGCUAUCUGCGUUGUGCCUGGCGCUGUUCACUUUCCUGCGCUUCGUGCGAUCUUUAGCGGGACGCCGCCAGGAUGAUUCCAAACGUCUACCUCCUGGACCAAAGGGUGUACCAAUAUUAGGCUACAUACCCUUCAUGCGGAAACCACUUCAUAUAAUUUUCCACGAGCUCAGCAAACAGCAUGGACCGAUUGUGAGGCUUCGCCUUGGCUGCAAGGACGUGGUUGCACUAAACGACCUGGAGUCCAUCCGAGAAGGACUGUCAAAUCCCGACUUGCUCUACAGGCCAGGACGAUUUCAUCUUUCGUUACCUGGGGACAAGAGUGCGCUACUUGGAAGGUACCGCGAUCAACCUGUACGGCGCAUCGACAAACACUGUACGAAGCAGCAUACUCUGGAAUUUGUAUAUCGCUGCAAACGAUCCAGACGGCCACCAGAAACACUUCAGUGUGAAAUCGACCGUGCAGUUGGCCGGAACAGGUCACCUGAGUGGAAAGACCGGCACAGCAUGCCAUACACGAUGGCCUCCAUACUGGAGACUCUACGGUGGCGGACCCUAGCACCUUUGAGCAUACACAGAGCCGCAGGUCGUGACACUGUCAUCGGUGGGUAUCGCAUUCCUGCUGGCACCUUGGUAGUGCCUAACCUUUGGAGCUUGCACAACGACCCCGCCCACUGGGUCGACCCCUCCAAGUACGACCCAACGAGAUUCCUCAACGCUGAUGGCACGAUGGUCAAUGAGAAGCCGCAAGCAUUUGCUCCUUUCAGUCUGGGAAGACGUGCUUGUCCAGGUGAAUCGCUGGCUCUGAUGGAAAUAUUCCUGUACGUGACCAUAGUGCUUCAAAAGUUCAAGGUGCUUCCCGAGCAAGGUGCCACGCUUUCCCUCGACGUUCAGCUCGUUCUCGUGGCAGCCCCAAACGACGAACAAGGCUUGCGUUUUAUCCCACGAUAAAUUAUUUCCAUAGUUCUUGAAACUGGUCGUACAGUAGUGUCGAGCAAGUUUGAC
This is a messenger RNA of Rhipicephalus microplus (southern cattle tick), 1150 nucleotides long. RefSeq lists its product as uncharacterized. Gene Ontology annotation, cellular component: intracellular membrane-bounded organelle; cytoplasm. NCBI's taxonomy places the organism in Eukaryota, Metazoa, Arthropoda, Arachnida, Ixodida, Ixodidae. Gene Ontology annotation, biological process: xenobiotic metabolic process. Gene Ontology annotation, molecular function: oxidoreductase activity, acting on paired donors, with incorporation or reduction of molecular oxygen, reduced flavin or flavoprotein as one donor, and incorporation of one atom of oxygen; iron ion binding; heme binding. The record is from RefSeq and is a predicted model, not a curated record.